Messenger RNA from Oldenlandia corymbosa var. corymbosa, 747 nucleotides. Lineage: Eukaryota; Viridiplantae; Streptophyta; Magnoliopsida; Gentianales; Rubiaceae. The record is from the annotation of a GenBank genome assembly.
AUGAUGAAGAAGAUAUAUCGGAUAAGUCAACUUCCAGAUGAGAAGCUUUGUUGUAUCUUAUCGUUUUUAAUGCUCAAUGAAGCUGGAAGAACAAGUGUUCUGUCGAAAAGAUGGAAGAACGUGUGGACUUAUACGGAUGAUCUUGAGUUUGAUGCAUUCAUUAGUACAUCUUUCGAGAUGUUAACUGAUGAUGAGUACGUGAAUGAAAUAAUAAGGGGAAGGCCCAAGUUUGUUAACUUGGCAGAACUGAAUAAGUGGCUUCAGUAUGCCUUUGAUAAGAGAGUCCAAAAGUUGGAAGUGAAUGUGUCAGAAACUGACCAAUUCGUCCCUGGCAACUAUAAUUUUUCUUGUGCACUUUUGGAACAAAGAGGUUGGAACUCUCUUAAAGGAUUGAUGUUGGCAAAUGUCUCGGUCUCUGGUGCCACUCUUGAAUCCCUUAUGCGCGACUGCAAAUAUCUUGAAAGUUUGGUUGUGCAUCACUCUAACGUUUUAACAACUUUGCAAGUUUGUGGUCUGUCUCUUGCAUUACAAAACUUGGAAAUUCACUUUUGUCCGUCGUUGAAAUCCCUCACUAUAAGCAAUGUUAAUCUUAUCUCUCUUAAGAUUGGGAGGCCAAGAGUAGCAGUGAUUAAGAAUAAUGUCCCCAAGCUUGCUCAUACUGAGAUCCUCUCUACAUCUUACACUGUUGAAGAUGUUGUUGUCACUUCCUUUCAAACAGCUUCUCAAAGCUGGAGGUUCUGUCCUUAA